CCAGCAUCUCGCAGCCCUCUGCUACAGCAAACUCGCUGAAGCGCCGAAAGCCGCCCCAAAUCGCUUAUCUUUCUGUCGAGGCAUCCGUCCGCCCGCCCAGGAGCUGUCUUGCUUUGAUGUUGGCACUACCGUCGGAGGACGUUUCCGAUGCCUUGCAUGACUCUCUUCAAGCGCUUUCGCUCUCAAAGUCCGGGGAAGCGCCCCUUGGAGAGUCGUUCGCCCAGGUCCAAUGCUCCCUCGAGGUCUAUGGCGAGCUGAUCCAAGAGCGAGAGCGAGCUGUCGAGGAGGGUUAUGAGUCUUCCAGUGUCCUGGAUCCCAUCCGUCAAGAUCUCGAGAGCCUCAAGGAUGCACUGCAGGCGAUGGUGCAGAGGGAGCUCAAGCAUCGCGAGAACACCUUCAAGAAGAUUGCGCGAGUCAAGGAUGAGAUAGCUCAGCAUUGCUUGUGGCUCGGCGAGGAUCUCGCCCAGCAUGUCAACGACUCGACCGUCUCCUCCAAGUCGUCCCUUUAUCGUCAGUUGGUCGACCUGGAACAAAUCCGUGGGGCUGUCGGAGAGAUCGUCAAAGAGCGUGCGGCUCUUUGGUUGAGCUUGGUUGCUGAGAUCAGAGCCAUCAGUUCGCGUCUUGGAUACGACACCGGCGAGUAUGUCCCGGCGCCAGGAUGCUACUCGUUGGCCAGCCUCGAUGGCCUCCGAUCCAAAAUCGGUCUUCUGAGCCAGGAGCUGCACCACAAGAUCCAGAUCCUCGCCACACUUUUCCUGGCUCUCAUUGACACUGCGCGUGAAGCCGACAUCACUAUUGUGGACUCUGUCCUGUCACCUUUGUGCCAGGACCUGAGUGCUGUCUUGGCGAUGGACAGCGUCGGCGACCGCCCAGUGACAGCUCAGGAGUAUAUUCGAUCUCAAGGAAUCGCUUUAUCCGACGACUUUACGUCACAAGUGCGCGCUGCACUCGAGACGAUCCAGAAGCAGUACGGCCAAAAGUUGGAAGCCCUCAACAUCGUCAUCCGCGAGAUUCAUAUGUUCUGGGACCAGAUGGGAGCUCCUGUCCAAAACCGGAUGGAACUUCCUCCACUACUGAGUCGCUAUCAGGAAUACCGCCAACUUGCAGAUUACUUGCGCAUCGAGUGGAAGCGGCAAAUGGAGGAUCAAGUCAACAAGCUGCUUGAGCGGCUCCAAGAACUCUGGAUCAAGUGUCACGUCAACGAGUCCGAGCGCGAGUCCUUCAUGAAUAAGAUCAAAGAGAAUCUGUAUUCUCCCGUUACGGUGGAGAUGCUGAACGAGCAGAUCAAGAUUCUAGAGCAGCGAUACGAGCAAUGCCAUCAGCUCUUUGUUAAAAUUGAGAAGCGAACGGCGUUCAUCGAGAAAAUCGUUGAUUUUGAGAAGCGUGCCCAGGACAAGAACAGACUCUUUCGCCCGUCAUUCCAGCUUGUCGAGGAGGAAAAGUUCCGGAAAACUUGCUUUCCUACGCUGUUGAAUAUGGAGAGUGAUCUACACCGCGACGUUUUGGCCUUUGAGAGUGACGGGCCAAAGCUUCCUGUACAAUGGCGCUCGGUGGCUUGAUACGCUGAAUGCCGAAAUCCAAGGCCGGUUCAUCAACGAAGGCGUUUUUGUGUUUGAAUAUGAAACCGAGCGAGUGAGCCGCACGG
Molecule: messenger RNA, 1645 nt
Organism: Polychytrium aggregatum
Lineage: Eukaryota; Fungi; Chytridiomycota; Chytridiomycetes; Polychytriales
Exons: 11
Coding region: 117-1559 (480 amino acids)
Biological process (GO): mitotic spindle midzone assembly; microtubule cytoskeleton organization
Cellular component (GO): spindle; mitotic spindle midzone; cytoplasm
Molecular function (GO): microtubule binding
Source: RefSeq, a predicted model, not a curated record